UUCCUUUUCUUAAGGGUGGGGGGAAGAAAGAAAGAUGAGGAAAAAUAAACUUCUGGGAGGGGGUAGGCGCGGAGGUGAGGACGUUGCAGCGUGUUGGCUGGUCGUGCGACUUAUUUAAAAAAUGAAAUUCUUGUUAGAGGAGGGGGGAAAAGUUUCCUUUAAAAAAAAAAAGGAGGAAAAAAGUUUGGCUGGCAGCGGUGGAGAUGAUGAUGAGUUCGUGCAGCCUCCCUCUUCCCUUCCCCCGCUCCUCCCUCUCCUCUCCUCCCUCCGCGGCUCCUGGUUUUUUUUUCUUUUUUUUUUUUUUUUCCCUUCCCUGUUGCAGACUUUCUACCAACCAGCGGCACCAGCCGCGGCGUUUUGCCUUCAGGACCUGAUGCUCAUCCAUAUUAAACCGUCUGAGCUCAGGAAUCCGGCCAGAUCAUCCCCCCCCUCCUGCUGCAAAGUUUAUUUUUAACCAGCCACCGCCACAAUUUGGAUGGGGCUGCGAGGAAGCAACAUCUUCUAGCCCGGCUCGCCCCCGUCUCCCGAGCUUGCCUUUUAACUUUUCCUUCGGGCUUAUUUUGCUGCCGGCGGUGGCGGCGGGUCCCGCGGCGGCCCCUGCCCGCUGUUCCCGGCCGGGAGGGCCGCGCCGGAGCCGGGAAGUUGGGAUGAAGGCGCCCCUUCUCCGCAGCGUUCCUGAAAUAAACUUCCUGCAAUUCUUUGCAGUGUGCAGGUGUCCAGACUCCCCUUUACUCAUGGUCGCCUGUGAAACCCGUCAGGCAACUGAAGGCUGUACCUAAAAUUCUGCUGGCAGUGCAGCACACUGCAGUGGCCUUGCUAUAGUUACGGUGGACACCUUGUGCAGCCACAGCUGUAGCAUCCCCUCGUAGUCCGAACAGCUCUGCCUCUUGCGGUCCAGGAGUCUGCACGUGUGGAGGACUGCCUGGAAUAGAAAAAGGAAAGCUGCAGAGAGUGUAAGCUGCUGCUUGAUCCGUGUGGCUGUUGUGCCGAGGAACAUCAAAACUUUGCUGGAUGGAUCCGACAGCUCGUUGCAAAGUAGAGGUGCUAGAGGGUGCUGCUGAAGAAGAGGCUGAAGAGCCAGACGCAACUGUACAUACUACACCAAGUGAGGAGACCAGCAACCCAGAAGAGGGCCACAGUCAGUCAGGGGAGAAAGAUGAAGAGAAGCAGCUGGAAAGCUUAAACAGCUACAAGGUAUCACCAAGUUCCCCGAACAGUUUGGACGGAGCAGACUUGUCCUCCAUCGAUGCCAUGAUGUCAGCAGUAAUGAAUGUGGGGAAAAUUGCUGAAAACAGCGGGAAUUCUCAAAAUGUCAAAUCCCCCUCAAAGUCUCCUGCACCGAAUCGGAUUGGCAGGAGGAACCAGGAAACAAAAGAAGAGAAGUCUUCCUAUACCUGUCCUCUGUGUGAAAAGAUUUGCACUACACAGCACCAGCUAACUAUGCACAUUCGUCAGCAUAACACUGACACUGGAGGGACAGACCAUUCCUGCAGCAUCUGUGGAAAGUCUCUGAGCUCAGCGAGCUCCCUUGAUCGCCACAUGCUGGUGCACUCAGGUGAAAGGCCUUAUAAAUGUUCCGUAUGUGGACAGUCCUUCACCACCAAUGGAAACAUGCACAGGCACAUGAAGAUUCAUGAGAAGGAUCCAAACAGCACAGCGAGCACCACUCCCCCCUCGCCGCUGAAGCGCAGGCGAUUGUCUUCGAAACGGAAGUUCAGUCACGAUGCUGAGCUGGACAGAGAGGAGAGGACACCUGCAAAAAAGGUUGUCGAGGAUGGCCAUUCCGGUGAAGGGGAUAAGAGGGCUGACGAUGAAGUUUAUCAUUGUCCAGUGUGUUUCAAAGACUUUUUUUGCAAGUAUGGGCUGGAGUCCCACAUGGAGACACAUCCAGAUAAUUCGCUGAGGUGUGACAUCUGUUGCAUUACCUUUCGUACUCAUCGGGGCUUACUGCGCCAUAAUGCAGUUAUCCACAAGCAGCUUCCUAGAGAUCCCAUGGGAAAACCUUUCAUUCAGAACAACCCUUCAAUUCCAGCAGGCUUCCACGACCUGGGAUUCACGGACUUCUCCUGUAGGAAGUUCCCCCGCAUUUCUCAGGUCUGGUGUGAAACAAACUUGCGAAGGUGCAUCAGUGACUUCCAUCGAUUUAUUUGCGAGAUGUGUAACAAGGCAUUCCCCAUGCUUUCAGCACUCAAACUGCACACAGAAACUCACGUGGUGGAUCAGGGAAAAGACAAGCACAAGCCACAGUCCACGACCCCACCCGGUGAGAACCCAGACCAGAAAGCCUUCAUGGCAUCCUUGGGCCUACAGUACACCAAAGACAUCAAGCCUGUCAAGCAGGAGGACAAUACACAAGACGAGGUCCAAGAAAUGCGGCUCAGAGCACUGAAGAGUAACCUACCUCAGGAACCCGGCAGCACCAGUCUGCUCAGCCUCUCUCCUCUGGAAGCUGCCUCUAUGGGAGGAACAUUUUCAGUCCUUCCCCCUACAAAAGAAAACAUAAAGCUUCUUUCACUGCAGCCUUUUCAGAAGGGUUUUAUUAUCCAGCCUGACAGCAGUAUUGUGGUGAAACCCAUCUCUAAUGAGUCUGCAAUUGAGCUGGCAGACAUUCAGCAGAUCUUGAAGAUGGCUUCUUCUGCUCCUCCUCAAAUCAGUCUUCCUCCACUUUCUAAGGCACCUUCUGUCCCUGUGCAGUCAAUUUUCAAGCAUAUGCCACCACUGAAGCCAAAGCCUUUGGUAACGCCCCGAACAGUUGUCGCAACCUCUACACCUCCUCCUCUUAUCAGUGCCCAGCAAGCCUCCCCUGGCUGCAUCAGCCCAAGUCUCCCACCUCCCCCUCUGAGGCUGAUCAAGAAUUCAGUGGAGUCCGCCUCCAACUCUCAUCUCCCCCUGCCAGGAGCCAAAUCAAGUCCUUCCUCGCAGUUGCUCCUCCAACCCAAAGUAGAGCCUUUAACUCAGCAUGAGAUGAAGACACAGCUGGAGCAGGACAGCAUCAUUGAAGCUCUCCUGCCUCUAAGUAUGGAAGCCAAGAUAAAGCAAGAAGUCACAGAAGGAGACCUCAAAGCUAUCAUCGCGGGGGCAGCAAACAAGAAGACCCCGACGAUGAGGAAAGUUUUGUACCCCUGCCGUUUCUGUGACCAAGUGUUUGCCUUCUCUGGUGUCCUGAGAGCUCACAUCCGUUCUCACUUAGGUAUUUCCCCAUACCAGUGCAACAUCUGUGACUACAUCGCGGCUGACAAGGCAGCGCUGAUCCGGCACCUGCGGACGCACAGCGGGGAGAGGCCUUACAUCUGUAAAAUCUGCCACUACCCGUUCACAGUGAAAGCCAACUGUGAGAGGCACCUGCGGAAGAAGCACCUCAAAACGACCAGGAAGGAUAUCGAGAAGAACAUCGAGUAUGUCACCAGCAACGCCGCAGAGAUGGUGGAUGCCUUCUGCUCCCCAGACACGGUGUGCAAGCUCUGUGGAGAGGACCUGAAGCACUACCGGGCCCUCCGCAUUCACAUGAGGACGCACAGCGGCUGCCAGAAGAAGAAGCCGUUCGAGUGCAAGGAGUGUGGCACGGCCUUUUCGGCCAAGAGGAACUGCAUUCACCACAUCCUCAAGCAGCACUUGCAUGUGCAAGAAAAGGAGAUUGAGAAUUACAUCUUAAUGGUGGACUGCAGUGCCCAGGAAAGCCAGACAGACCCUUCUUUAUUGGAGGACAGCACUUACAUGGACCACAAGCCCAUGACGCCUUUCCUGGAGCCACAAAACGGCUUCUUGCUGGGAACAUCAUCUCACGUUUCCAUCAAACGUGAACCUGUGGGCAACUUCCCCAUGGAUUUUGAUGAGCCGUUGGAUUUCUCUCAGAAGAGCAAAAGCCUGAGUGCUGUGCAGGUGAAGCAGGAGAACCUAUUCAGCUCAUCUCUGUCUCUUUACGACUGUUCCAUGGAGCCUAUCGACCUGUCCAUCCCCAAAAUCCUGAAGAAGGAUAAAGAUGAUGCCCCCUGUGAAGCCAGGAAUCAGGAGUUGGCUGCUUCCGGGAACAGUGAUAAAGCCUAUAACUGUCUGCAGUGUCCUUUGGUUUUUGGUGCCAAUGGGAACUCAGAAACCAACCGGGGUGUCAGACAUCCCCAGCCACUGAAAGGUUCGUUGCAUUUGACUGUCCCGAUCAUUUCCCCGGCUCUCCCUAGCAAUUCUGCCUUGCUGAGACCCCUGAGGCCUAAACCACCACCACCACCUCUCUUGCCAAAGCCUUCAGUAACUAAAGAGCUGCCACCAUUGGCUUCCAUUGCACAGAUCAUUUCAUCUGUGUCUUCUGCUCCCACUUUGCUGAAAACAGAGGCUGCAGACGCCAGUCCCAAGGCAGUGAGCAGCUCCACUGGGUGUGACAAAUCAGGGAAUGCCAAAGCUAAAGUGACAAUCGUGACCACCGUUCAGAGAGACUCCAGCCUGCCCAGUGACCUGUCUCAGGCUUGUGAUCCAGAGCAGUCUCCCGUUGCUGAGGCUGGGUUGACUAAGAAAAGAGGUAGAAAGAAAGGAACAAAAAAUAAGCCUAAACUUAGGAGUAGUGUGGAUCUGGAGUCAAGUGGGGAAUUUGCCAGCAUAGAGAAGAUGCUUGCUACCACAGACACUAACAAAUUUAGCCCAUUUCUGCAGUCCACUGACAAUUUCAAGGAGGAAAGUGGCAGAAAUGGAACAAGUGAGGAUGAGAAGGAAACUGCCAAGGAUAAGCUGCUGAGAGGGAAGAGGAACGCUUACUCAGACUGCCUGCAAAGUAUUCCCUGUCCUUACUGUCCUCAAGUCUUUCCAUGGGCAAAUGCCCUGCAGCGGCACAUGCUCAGUCACACAGAGAGCCAGGCGGAUGCAGAGGCACUAGCUACAGGGAACAAAGCCUUGAACCUGAGCUACGGCGAGAAGGAGCAGUCGGAGGAAAAGACAGAGCUACCAGAGAGUGAGCGCGGCCCCAAGGAGGAGCAGAAGGCUGACUCCCUUCUGGCAGAAGAGGAUGCUGAAGAAAAAGUGGAUGGAUAUGAAGAGGGCCCUGAGGAAGAUUCUGUAAGUAACAAAAGUCUUGACCUCAAUUUUGCCAGCAAAUUAAUGGACUUCAAGCUGGCAGAGAGUGACCAGUGUGCAGGCAGCAGUUCUCAGACUGAAAGGAAACAUGCCUGUGACAUUUGUGGCAAAACCUUCAAGUUUGCUGGCACUCUUAGCCGUCACAAAAAGGCCCACAUUCGUGAGGACAGAAAGGAUGAAAGGAGCAGUGAGGAUGAAAGCAAAAGCAUUCAGGAUGAUGCAGGAGCUCCCUCGAUGCAGGACUCUGGUCUUGAGCAGGAAGAGUCUCCGCUGGACUUGAAGGUAGUGGAGUCUCCUGUGGACUUUGAGGCAACAGGAAAGGAGAAUGAAGAGAGCGAAAGCAUCUCUGAGGGGGAAGGCACAGAGAGAAAGUCCACUGAGAAGAGCAGUGAUGACAAACCAAAGACUGAUGGGGCUAAGAGUACUGCAAAAGCAGACAAAAGAAAGAAAGUCUGUACUGUGUGCAACAAGCGUUUCUGGUCUCUGCAAGAUCUGACGCGACAUAUGCGGUCUCAUACAGGUGAGAGACCUUACAAGUGUCAAACCUGCGAACGGACCUUCACUCUGAAGCACAGCCUGGUCCGCCACCAGCGCAUCCACCAGAAAGUCAAAAAUGCCCGAAACCACGGGAAGGAGAGCGACAAGGAGGAGACGCAGUCGAGGUGUGGAGAAGACAGUGAGAAUGAGUCCAGCCACAGCGGCGCCAACCCCAUCUCCGAAAGCGAGUGCGACUCCGCGGGGGGUGUCAGCAGCCACUCGUCCCUCAUGGGGAGCCGGAACGAGCCCCUGGCCAGCACGGUCGUGGACUCCCCCUGCAGAGAAGAGAGGAGCGGCGCCUGCCUCGCCGAGCCCACCGACAGCGCGCAGAAACAGAUGGCAAAAGACCAGGAACCGCGGGGCAGCUCCGAGCACCAGAGUCCUUCAGGUUUCAUCCAUGAUUUGCUGGAGAUGCACAACGCGCCGUCUCCCAUGAAUCACAUCCUGGCCUCUGCAGACAGUGCGCCGCAGCUCUUGGGGGUGGAAUGACUUGCUAGGAGGUUGGACCCGUCUCAGCAGGCAAACUGAAGCCGGCAGAGCAAGGUUUCUGGAGUCUGGUUUCGGAAGAGCGACCUUACAGCUACGGGGAGAGAAUGGCAGACCGGACGUGGUGCCAUAUGCCUUUCAGUAUAAUAAUGCAAGAGACUACAGUAUAUACUGAUUUGAGUGCCUUACUACUUUAUUAGAUCUUUUGGUAUUAUAGAUUUUUUCAAAAAUGAUUUUAAUAUUUUAAAGAAUUAUUUGGAGAGGACCCUUUUUCAUUUAAGCAUUAAUGUUACCUUUUGUAUUGGUGUGCGUGAGCUUGUUCUUGUAUAUCUGUGAUAGUCGCUGUGUUUGUUCUCUGAGCUGGAAAUGGGGCAGUGGGGUGGGAGGCCCUUGGAUACCAUAGCCAAUAACUGGAAGAAAAAUGAUGUGAAUUUCAUAUGAAAUAGUCAGAGGAGAUGCAGAGGAGACGUUGAUUUAUUGUUUUUUUUCUCAGUAGAUGUUCUUGCAUUUGCCACAUGGUGGAGCAUUAAGCCUGUUCCAGGCCUGAACAACGUGGCAGUUGAAGGUGUUCAAAGUGGUUCAAGCCAAAAGCAGGAAACACAAAUUAAUUUCAACCUCAUACUUGUUUCCACUUUUCAGCAUUAGAAGUGGUCUUCUGAAUCCUAGGGGUUUUUUCUGGCCGUCACAGACUGAGCGUGUAUACAGAGAAGAGUUACAUAGCAACGUAACCUAUGGAAAUUAUGCACCCGCUGUUACAUAUGUUUGAUUUGCUUCAGUAUAUUAUUAUUAUUAUUAUUUUAUUAUUAUUUUAUAAAUCCAUCAGUUUGCUUGUCUCUGCAGUCAGCAGAAGCCAAUGGGCAAUAUUUGCCCACGGAGAUGCAUAGCGCAGCUUGGAUCCCGUCUCGGAGUGUUCUUGACUCACCGCUUUCACCAGCUCCUCCUCCUCCUCCUCCUGUCGUUGCAGCUCUUCUACUGUACUCUCCAUGAACCCCUUCCUCCGACCGGAGCGUCCCGCGGGGGCCGGCGAGGCACCGUCCCCGCGGCGGGCACGUCUCCCUCGUGGCGGGUGCCGGUGGGCGCGGGGGCGAGCGUGUGACAGGCACCGCCAGUGCCACCGUGGCCUGGCUGCCACCGCGCCGGUGACAGCCUGCGCCACUCACAGAGCAAAGUUAUCCCGUCUUCCAGUGGAAAGCAAGAGAGACAUGCGAGCCUUUACCCUCGUCUUGCUUCUGUCGUGUUCUAAGAGCAAGAAAAUACUACUGGUAAUAAAACUACAGAUAUACGACACGCUAAAAAUAAAUGAAAUAAAUUUAAAAUUUAAAAAAACCAAACAAAAAAAACACAAAACAAAAAAAAGAAAAAAAAAAAAAGAAAGAAAUUCUUCCUGAGACUUUGAGGUUGAUGCUUGAAGACUUGAGGUGUGUGUCUAAAUUUCAUUUCAGUAAUUUAACCCCUUUAAUGCUGGCAGCUGGAAUUUCUCCGUGUGGCUCCUGUUGCCGGCAACAGGUGACGCUCCAGCCACCAAUAUUGAAGGGGUUAAAUGAAAUGUAUCCUACUGUAGCUGCGCAUUUUUAGGAGUGCCCAGCGUUUUUGUUGUCCUUGUCCUUGUCGUCGUUAUUGUUGUUUGUUAAUUGUCCUUCAGUCAUGACCUCUGGGACAGACAGAGCCAUAAUAGCAUUGCCGGAGCCUCACUGUGCUAUUCCACCACUGCAGCCCCAGCCCAGCCCGCACUGUGACCCUCCCUCCUUCCCACCGCAGAAUCGCUUUUCCUGCUCUCACCAGACAUGGAGGAAGUGGGCCUUGGACCCAGUCUAUAUUAUAUAAUAUAUAUAUCUAUAUAUAUCUAUAUAUUAAAAAUUCUCGGAAAAGCUUCUGGAGACUGAAAUCUCACUGUCCAGAAUUCAAAGGAAGAGAAAUGUUCUUGAGUAAUAUUCUUGCAAAUAGAAUAAGAAAAAAUGGUUGAGGUAUAUGUGAUUUCUAUUUUUUUGUGUUUGGUUUUUUUUGGUUUUUUUUUUUAAUUUUUAAAUAGGGAUGUUUGAACCAGUUCAGAAACAAAGCUAAUGCCAGAUAUACAUAAAUCAAUCACAACCAAUGAUUCAUUUGAAACUCUACCCAGGUGCAUUCUACUUAAUUAAAACCAGUUCACGCAUCCCUUAAAUUGUUAUUACUAUUAUAAUUAUAAUAAUAAUUAUUAUUAUUAUUUGGGGUAUUUUUUGGUUUUUGUAAUUUUUUGUUUGUUUAUUUUGGGGUUGUUGUUUUGUUGUUUUGUUUUGGGUUUGAUUUUUUUUUUUUUUUGCAGCUCUCCACACUAAACUGCGCAAUACUGUGGGGGAGAAGCCAUUACUAAACUAUAUGCUGCAGAACAAUGUAGCAAGUAAUUAAUUCCCAGCAGCCUGCCGGGACAUCUGCUAGCAAUAAUCACUAUUGAUUUAAAGCUUUAUUUAGCCUUUAUCUAUAUCCUAGUAGAGUAUAAGGUCUUGCCACAUUUUAUUGACAUUUUUAUUAGUUGAGUUUGACUGAGAACUGUUGCUGUUGUUGGGGUUUUUUUUGUUUCCCUUCCUCCCCCAAUAUUAAACUGUGAAAUUUAUAAUGUGUUUAAACUAUGGGUGAAUCUUAGGCUUUAGUUUGCAUGUUCAGCUAAUUUGUCUCUAUACGAUUUUCGUUUGAAUCUUUUUAUUUUUUUUUCCUCUCUCAGGGCUUUUACAAAAAACAAAAACAAAACAAAAAAAAAAAAGCAAAAAAUAAGAUCUUCUAAAAUUCUUUUGCCUGAGUUGCAAUGGACUUAACAUGGAGAUAAUUCAAUCACUACAUUAAGCACUUGACUGUGAAAGCGCAAAAAAAAAAAUAAAGGAAAAAGAAAAAAAAAGAGAGAACCUUGUUUGAGGCUGUUGUGAAAUAACUUUAGGGGGCUAUGUGACAGUCUGAUUCCAUUUUCAGAAUGAUUCAUCUUCUCUUUCCUCUCUGUGUGUCUCCUUUCUCUCUCUUCUCUCUCCACGAAGGAAGUUUAAUCUUAGUGAUUUCAUCCCAUGCAGGAAACAGUAAUAAAUGUGUAGAAUUCAUAUUUUUCUAAAGGGAACUUAAACUGCUGCUACGAAUUGUGUACAAGACUGGUUUAUGCCACAUGAACAGAGAAUCACACAUUGUUUUGGUACUUUUAUUCCUCUUUUUGUUUUCAGUUGUACAGUACUUCCAAAUUCAAAAUAAAAAGUAAAACUUGUUCUGUAUCAAACCAUCUAAGCAAUAAAAUGUUAUAUUUAAAAAUUACAGGUUAUGAAAUGGGCGUGGCUCUGUUUGUGGUGACUUGUUCUCAGACUUAGCUCUGCUGGAGGACGACGUGCAAGCCGGAGUUUAUCUGUGCCAGUGGAUCGCUGUUUCUGUUCCUUGGGUUGACCUGAGUUUGAGCUGGAGAUGAUUGCGGCGCUCUGGAAACUCGUGUUCAUUUUGACCACCACUGUCUGGUAGCCAGGCCCCUUUGAACCACUGCUUCUCUCCCGUGCAGUUCCUUGAUGCAGCAACUGAAGACAGCAGAAAAGGGCUGAUUUUCCUGCAUAGGCAGGGUCAGGAUUCUCAUUUUUAUUUCAGGGUAGCCCUGUGGUUACACAGGUGAGCAUCCUCUCAGCAUGUAGUUUACUGGUCACUUUUUUUAGAAAUUAAGUAGGUUUCUGCUGCCAUAGUUUUCUUCUUGCAUAAAUGUUUAUGGCCGCAAACUCUUCAGGAUGUAUUCCAAAGCCACGUGCAUGGGUCAAAGAAAGAGACAAGUCCUUUGUUUUAGCUUAUCAGAGCUGCCUUAGCUGUAUUUUGUAUGCCUUCCUAUAAAUAAAACCCAUUUCACAGGACAGUGAGCCAAAGGAUCAUCUGAGUUGUGUAUCCAGCUCUGGAGGCCACGGAAUUGCAGUGAAGCUGAAGCAUCCACAUCUUCCUAAGUCCUGCUGCGGUGGUGCUUUCUGGCAAAGGAGUGAACCAGGUUCAGAAUGAGAGACAGACUUGGGGAGUGAGCUGCUGUUGCUUUCUUCCCUCAAGGGUCCCUCACCCCCAGAGGGACAGGUUAAAACAGAAGCAGUCAGCCAGCUCAGCCCCAAACCGAGGAUAUCUGAUGAAGUGGGGCUCUGAAGGCUCUCUGGGUGAGCUCAUGGGGUGGAAACAUUUCUGAGGGAGGAAACCUGCAGAAAAUAAUUUCCCUCUCCCACCCACUGACCUGAAUCGCCUCUCCUCUCGUGGAACUGAUGGGAAGCUCACAUCCAAGUGGCCUGAGGACCUGUCAGGAGGUGUAAAAUCAAAUGGGAUGAGUUUAUGUGGCUAGGAAGUGAUGGUGACUAAUUACUUAUGAAACAGAUGACUGAAAGCACUUAGUUCGUGGCCAUGGAGGCGUCUAAUGGCUGUGCCCUGCCCUUUUCUCCUUCUGUCUCAAAUUGACAGUGACUGUUGCUGAGUUGGGAAUUCCCCUGCUCUUCCUGCCUUGGACAGGGUAACACCCUGCAGGCCAGCUGCACUUUGCUCCUUGCUGGCAUUUCCCUUUCCCUCUUUCUGCCUCCACUCCUUCCCACACUAACACCCAUGGAUGGCAGCGAUAGCUGGAGCUGGUGUGGAACACCAGGUUAACUGAGAGGGGGGCAGCUGGUGGUGGUGGUGUCUCUGUGUGCCUUCGCCAACUUGCUGCUUCCUCGCCUCAUCCCCUAAAGCUUUUUUCCCCACCUUGGCAAGGGUGAAGCUGAGCUUAAUUCCUGACAUGGACGGGGGAGUGGCACAGCCCCUCCUGUGAGGCCCUGCUAUGGAUCUCUCACAGCAUGCUUCAGGUGUGGAGGCCACAUGCUUGCCCAGAGCACUAAAGUUUGGGGAAGCCCCAAGUCCUCUACCACCACAGGGGUGCCCUGGCAGCGAGGGGCACCAGGAAAGAGGUUUUCUUCUGAUGUGUGGAGUGUGAAACUGUGAAGAUGGGCAGGAGGUAGCAGGACUGAGUGAAAACUGGCUGCCCCAAAGCAGACCGUGGAGCCUGGUUGGAGUGUCUUCCACAUUUCUGCUGCUACUGAAAUGCAAACAAGUAAAGAGAAAGGAAUAAAGUUACUUGGUUUUCAUUAUGCAGCUGUCUCAAAGUAGCCAGCAUUUGCAAGGUGGGAGGGCUGUACACCUACACCCAGAUCUUCAGAAAAUGAGUGCAUGAGAAAUGAUUUGCUGUUGACACUUAACAGUGGCCUGUUCUGCUGGAAAAAGCCCUUCUCAAACAAAAUGAGUCACAAUUCAACUAGCAAAGGCAGCAAGGGGCAAAAGUUUAUUUGAAACCUCUCCUUCUUUACAAGUCUCCACUUUGGGGAAUCAUACAUGCCAUUUUCUUUCAGCAUGUCUACAGUUAUGAUGGGAUUGAAAGUGUCACUUUUGGAAACCCUGAAGUUUAAGUUUAUCUGCAAAAGGGAGACUCAAGACUCUAGCACAGAAUAACCAGCACUUUCUGUACAUCAGAGAGGCACCGUUUUCAUCACCCACUGUGACAAUGCAAAAAAAAAGUAUGGAGAAAUGCAUUGGAUUGUUCAACUGGAACAUCUCUUAACUGCUGGACAGUGGGAAAAGGGGCCACGCCAGCACUUCCCAAACCCUGAGUACUGGAGUAGCCAGCAUCAGGGAGGGAAGUGAGUAAAACUGUACAAGGCCCCAGCAUCUUCAGGUGUCGAGGGUCAGCUGAGCCCUCCAGCUGAGGAGGAGCUGCAUUAAAGCACUUCCCCCCUUUCAUCCCCUUCCUUGGCAGUAAUUACUGUGCAGGGAGAGGCUGCACCCACACUGCAACAGCCAAGGAGCAGUGAGGGAGAUGCUGGGAUUUGGGCUCCAAUCUGACUGGAAAUAAAGGAAUUGACUUAGAUUUUGAAAACCUCCUCCAUGUUAGGGAGGAGCUGAAUGUUCCAUGAAAAAUGGUCUGAGGUUGGGAAGGGGGGAAAGUGUGCAUGAGGAAGGGUCUGUUAGUGGGAUGGCAUGAUGUGCGUACAUAUCUGCACCCUAGGCUGGGGACAUGAUGACACCUGGCUCUGUGUGCUCUGCAGGUUGGAAGCACCACAGCACUGCAGUGAGCCCUGGAGUCCUGGGUGUGCUCUGCAGUUCUGGGUUUGGCCACCAGCCCCACUGGAGCUGCCCUCCUUGCUCCACGUCCUCCCAUGCACACCCAGCGAACAGGCAACACAAACAUCCAGUAGCAUACUGCUGUCCCUAUCUGGAAACUGGUGACUGCUGGUACCUGCAGAUUUGCUGGCGGAUCAGAGGAUUUCCCUAGUCUUGGGUAAUCAGUGCCAUGGUGGAUCACAGGAUUGGAAAAACUGGAAACAACCUUAAAAUGACAGGAGGUACAGCACAGCUGGGGCUCCUGAGCCAACAGCUCUGCUGAGGGUAUGUAUGGCCACAGUCUGUUCCUCUGAACAUUAACAGGAAUAGUGGUUUGUUCAUGGAGCCCCUGCUAGAGCCUAAAGCAUCUCUGGCAGGUGCAGGGUCUUGCACUCAGCAAAUUCAGACCUCUUGGCCUUUCCCAAGACAGCCUCCAUGGUGUCCUCCCUUGUCCCCUCGGCCUCGGAGCGGAUUGUGUUUCUGCACUACAGUUUCAGGGAAUGCAUUUUUAGGUGAUUUUAACUCUUCUCACCAGUCCUGAAAGGAUGAUUUAUUCCACCAAAACCCAAGGUGUGUCUCCCACAGGAUGAGUUGGUGUCAGACACAGAUGGUGUGUGCCCUUGGCCCUGUGACAAGUUAGGGACUCACUUGUCCAGUGGUGUGCACAUAUUUCUUGGGAACCAUUAGAGGACUGGGGGAGGGAAAGGGAAAGGCCAGGGGGAGAAUAGCACAGAGGAGUGCUCUGGGACAGAAUUAUUUGGUGGGUUUAGGAUUUGUCAUCAGCUGUACCACUACAAAAGAUGCAGAAGCUGUAAGAGCACCCCCCCCCGGUGGGCUGCCAGGCCUCAUCAGUGGCUUCACCUGGGCAGGGAGGCCUAUUUAAAGCAAGGGAAGGGGUGCAGGUUGGGCUGUGGGCAAGGUUGUUUGUAAGUAAUAUCAAGUUCUGUAUUGUAAAAAGCUGUUUAGGAGGCUGUUUUUGCAGAGGUAUCUUUAAAAAAAAAAAAAAAAGGAGUCAAUCAGUACCUGGGAGAAAAAGGGUGGAGAGGCAGAGGGGAGGUGACCUGCUCAAAGGCAGCAGUGAAGACGCAGACUGCAGGCAGGUCACUGCACAGAAUGGAUGCCCAAAAGAUACAGGAACAUCGACCUUGCUGCUGUUGUAUGCAAGUGUCACCUCAGGUAAGUGACAUGUACCCUGCACACAUGUGCCAGUGCUAAUGGGCUGCCUGGCAGAUGACAAGCUUGACUGAACUCUCUGGGGAGAUCUAAACCUGCAGGGUAUUGCCAGGUAAGGGGCUCUGAUGCCUUCAUGUCAAGAUGUGUCUGAACUCACCCUGUAGAAGUGAAACUAAAUGGAGUUGAGAAGCAUCGUUGAGGCUUUUCAUAAAUUCUAGUAUUGCCUACUUUUGUUUUUCAAGACCCCUCCCAGAAUUAAAAAAACAUCCUCAAAAAAAGGAAGCAGUUUUUCAUACAUUAAACAGGAGUAAGUGGGAAGACUUUUCCGGCUCACCCAACAUCACUGCGUAAUGCAGUAAAAAAUAUCGUAGCAAUCUUCCAACUAAUAGGAACUGAAAAUAGCUUUCUCCUUUGCUGUGCUUGUUUAUUUCUCCUGUGCCAGAUCUGUCUCUUGUUUGGCAGGGAAGACUGCCAGGAGUGUAUGAGGAAACUCUGGACGAUGGGUGUUUGGAAUACGCUGUUGUGAAAGCACUUGAACUUCUCUAGAGCCUUUUCAGCAGAGGGCUGUGAAGCAGUUUAUGAACAUCAGUUAAUGGGAGGCAGUAAAUAAGAGAGAUCUGCUGGAGAAAAGGCUUUUCAUCGUGAAAGGCCUGGUCUGUUUUCACACUCUUGGAGGCAGAGGUUAACGCGGCGAAGGCCAGCGCUGCUGUGGGCUCACUUUCCGUCAGUCAUUUUUAGCCUGUAACCACACGUGGAGCACGGCCCUGCUGCUCGUAAGAAUGUGCCAAGGCUGGAACAGAAUGUCAGCCAGAGGGGUCGGUGGCUCCACAACAGGGCCUGACCCGAGCACUGGGGGAUGAGGAACAGCAGAAAUAAAUGCUCCUGUGAACGUGUGCACACAGGACCAUGGGACCUUGCCCUCAGACAUGGAGUUGUAUUUGGGUAACAAAAGCAAUUGGUGUGUUAGCCUUUCCUCUCAUCUCCUGUUAUCUGAUCCUGCAGAGAAUGACAGCUAGGUUUGUUUUCAAUGAGCAGCAUCUGACUGCCAAGGAAUCUGCACCCAAAAGAAGUAUCUGUGCUUUAUUUGGGGUGAUGGCAGUGCUAGCUGUGAGACGCAGGCUGGCUUUGACCCAUACUCCUCCCAAGGUUUUGCAAGUCAAGCUUUACCGCAUGACCUGUGCUUGGGAAGGAGGAAGUGAUGGGCAAAACCUGCCUGUAAACAGGGGCUGUAACCUUUGCCAUUGCUGUUUAAUUCUAGCAAAGCACAGCCCUGCCCCAUGCACGGGGCUCCUGGGCAGCAGCUGGGGAGGAGGCAGCACGUGGCCAUGUCCUCCCAUGCCCUCCUGCAUGCACUGAAUGGGAUCCAGCACUCCUAGAUUUGCACACUUUGGCAGAAAAGUCCCUUUUUGGUGGCAGGACAUUUAACACCAUUUAAUGUGCUGCCUUCAAGAUGCCUGUAUGGCUGAAGCUUUGCAGCCUCCAAGGUUAUGUCCAUCAUCAGAUCCACAAUCCUCCACAGCCAGAGAAAAAUCAAAGUGUCAACCUGCCUGCACACACACAGCAGUCAGUGAAGUUGCACCAGAACAGUGAGUCUGAUCUUUGAUCUCGUGCCUACAUCGCUCUCUGUCAGGAUCUGGGAGCUGCAACCAGAGAGGCUGCCUAGCACAGCUACCCAAGACCCAGAACUCACUAGAAAAUGACCCAGGGCUACAGGUGAGGGAAAGGGCGGGAUCUGGAGAAGUGAGCAACCCAGGCACCCCAUGGCAAUACAUUUUGGAACAGGAUGCAGAGCCACAUGCUGCCUUUAAUGCAUUUGGUUAUUAUGUGUAUGCAUCUCUUUGGAAGUUUUAAACUUUUCCUGAACUGUAAGAGUCUCUUUAGCAGCUGCAAAACACCUGCUUAAAAGGUACCUAAUUUGAACAAUACUUAAUUAAAAGCGAUAGCAGCUUCUCCACAGUUCCUUCAGGCAGUGUUUUACUGAACUGCAGCUGAGGGAUGUUUUGCAGUUUGUCAGCAGGUCCUUGGUGGCCUGUGCUUAUUCCCCCUGCGGUGCAUCAGUGACAUCUGGCUCCAUUCAUUUCUAUAAAUUCAGCAGAAUGGGAAUGACAGAGUGAUGGUCCCUGGGGAUUGCCAGUGAAAGGAAAGGAGUAACCACAAGGAGUGCAGCUCACUAAAGGAGCAGUAAAUGACACCCAGCGAGAUGCUUUGCACGGGAGCAGGAGUCCAGCCUCAGGAGGACCUUGAGGGAAUGUCCUGCCCUGCAUGAGCACAAAGGAAAACGCCUGAAUGAUUGUUCUGGCUACAUGACUGUGACUGAUGCCUCGUACUUCACCCUUUGUGUACCUUUAGCUGGGGUGGUGGUAAUGCAAUGCUGCAGAACUGCAAUCUGCCAGGCUACUACCAUGUUGGAAAGGAGACAGUCGCUGACUAGUGUAUUUUCUAAAAUACAACAUAAAUCCUGCUUCAUUUAUUUUCUUUCCUGUGGUGCCUAACAGCAAGAUGUGCUUCCUGGUUUCCAACUUGCCUUACAGCAGCAAGGAGUUAGGAUUAGUUGGGCAAAAUAUAACUUCCAGCUGUGAGAAAUAAUUCCAUGCGCUAUGAAUGAACCACUAUUACAAACAACCAAGCAUUAACCAAGCCUUAAAUACUGGCUCUAAGGAAAAUAUGACACACUUCCAAAUCAAGUGUUUUAGAGUAUUUGAACUUGCUCCUAAAUAUAACCUGUUAUUUUCGUGGCAAUGUUUGCCAUACUGUGCUCAACAGUCAUCAGAUGCUAUUUAAAUUCCAGCUUUUCCUUUCCAAUGGAAACCUGCAAUGGGGUAUUUUAACUGCCCUCCUUGCUGUGUAGACUCCUCCUGAAGAAAACAGAGUGUUUGUUCAUUCUUUCUUUCACUCUUGAAAACGUAUGGGUGGAAAACUUGCCAGCUGAGACUGGGAUCAAGUCCAUUGCUUGCUUUUGCAGGGCCGUGGAUCCAGGCUCUGCCAAGGGAGUUCCUUCAGUGCUCUGAACAGUCUGGGCUCUUUGAUUCAGCUUGCGUGGAAAAGCUGAAUGGGAAACUAUCCGUGUCUGAAUGUGGUCAAGGUGCACAUGGGGUUAAGAGAGCCAAUUUAAUUUAACUUCUAAGGAAAACUGGCUGUGAGGCCAAACACCAGGUGGCAGAGUCAGUGUGUCACUAUAAGCUCUGCCUCUGCAAUUCCUUCGGCUGACCCUGUAGGUGGCCACAGCCCUGAAUUUUUUUGGUAGCAAAUACCAGACACCAGCAUUUACAACUUUUCUGAGUUCAGGCUUCACAUUUGUCAAUUAGUAUCUGAACAGCACAGGAAAGUGCAGUGCUCAGACUUACCUCAGUGCCAAGAUAGAGCACAGAAUGAUUUAGAAAGGCAGACACAGUUGCUCUGACCCCUCCCUUUAGAUGCUGCUCUAAAGCUAAAGCUCUUUGUUACAAGAAGCAGCUGUCACAGGCUUGGGAGAUCCCUCAGCUGGCAGAUCUGGGAAUUGCUGGCUGUAAUAAUUUCCAUCUAGUGAACCUAGUACUGUAUUUAAUUUCUGGGGUUAAUGCUCUUAAAUCACACAUCCUCCACCACUGCAGCCUCAUCUCUACAGAAAACACACGGUGUAGCUCCAUCCAGGCAGGGCAGGACUGAACCUCCUUUACUAGAACAGACUAGGGGGUCCUCUUGAAAAUCUUUUCAGACCAUUGUGAGACCAAGUGCACCAAGUCCACGUGUUCUGUUUGCUGUGUGAGAGAGACAGAUCUCAAGUGACAGAUUCAUUAUGUGAAUUUAACUGGCACAGGGAAAACUCAGUUGUGAUUUCCAUGUAGGCUUAACAGGUUGAGAGUGAUGAAGAGAAGCAGGUUAAAUUUCAGCUUUGCCUCACCUGCUAAGAGACUGGAAUGUUGUAAUGUUGAAAUUUUACUGUAUCUUGGGUAAUAUAAAUUUAUACCCAAGACUAUUUACACAAGGGGACAGAAAAGAGAGCCAGACAGAUUUUUAAGAUCUCAUCUUAGUCUUGGUAUCUGUUUGUUCUAAGCCAGAUCUAUCUUGAUCUUUUCAGUCAAAGAUGAGGCAGGCUUCAAAUUCUAGAGUAAUUUUUAUGUGUUCUGGGACAUAAAAAUCAACACAUCUGCUUUUAAUUUUUCCGUCUUUUAUCCACAAAUAUAGUUCCCAAAUACAGGGGUACCAGCAUGCUUUAUUUUUAAGCCUUUUUUUGGUUUUUUUGGCUUUUUUCCCCCCAACAAGUCUUACCUUCUUCUGUUUGGAUGCAGAACACCUGCUGGAACUGCUGUUUGCAGAAUUACUGCAUGGAAUGUGAGUGUUUGCUUGGUCACACAACAGCAUGCACAUAAAAAGUGUAAGGAUUUGGCCUUGUGCUUCAGCAACCUUCAAGCAUCUCAACAGAUCCUUUUUACACCUUUCUACACUGCUUUAACAAGAGGUUAUUCCUUUUAGAAAUGUAGGGCAUUAUGGCUCACUUUAACCCAUCAGGAUCCAGGAAUUUACCCAGGACUCUCCCUUAAAAGAAUUCUAAUCUUAAUUAUUAGUGCAUUGUCCGAAGCAUCACAGAGUACUUGCUGAACAUUAUUUCCAUUCCAAUUACACAUUUAGAAAGGCAGAUUUUUAAGAAUGCCAUGUUUUCACACUUUGCAUAUUUGCUACUACCAAUUGCUUAUCAAGGAAAAGGCCUUUUUUUGGUACCAUACUCAUGCUUUAUUAAAAAAAAAGCUACACAACGCUAAGAAAAAAAUCAAAUAUACGUUACAAAAAACCUGCAGCUGUUCUCAAGAGAUCUGAUGUCACUUAUAAAUGCAAGUCAGCAGGUAAGAAAUUAAAUGAUAAUUUAACACUUCAGUUGCAGUACAUCACCUGAACUUAACUGUCCAAAACAAUCAGUCAUUCUUAUAUUGACUGUUGAUUGUAGCUACAUAAACAAUCAUCUGUAUCAACUGAUUAGAAAAAAAAAUCCCUGGAAAAUUUAGAGAUAAAUGGAAAAAUGUUAGGAGAAUGUUACUUAGCCCACCUAUAAACUUUUGCAGAAACUAAGAGAUCUUUCUGGCUUUGCUCUCCUCUGGUUAACUGCAACUCCCAUGCAUAAUUUAGAAAUGUUGAAGUGUAAAGCUGCUAAAUUCUGGUCAGUGAGAGCAUUAAAUUAGUACAGUAUGGAUCUAUGUGUACAGCUGCCAACCAUCUACACUAGUGCUGUGUCUUACUAUCUCCACAGAAGUGUAUUGUGCAAGUCUCAAAUAACUUCAAAACACUCUUGAAACAGCCCUUAUGUCACUGCUAUGAGGUAGGUACUGUCCUUCCUUUGGAGAAGAAAAGAGAACAGACUCUCUACUGCUCAGAACAUCAAGCACACUGAAAAACAGAACAACCAGCCUACUUUAGUAUUUGACUUCCCUGGAUUCAGAGCUCUCACCUGCAACAUUAUGUUUAGCUCCAUGCAUUCUAGGAAUAACCAGUAAAUGAUACUUUUGAUUACACCUUUUCCAAGCUGAGGAAGAUGUUCAGCAUAAAUGUUCUAGAACAAGAAGAAGCACUGCCAUCUCUAGUCUGUUCCAUACAGCUGCACAGCCUACAAUUUAGUCAUUUUGUACAUGGAGAAUGAACCUCUGUCCUUUAGUCUGACAGCAGCCACUCUUCUUUCUCUGAUUGAAGGAUACUGGGGAAAAAAAUGAACUGCUGCCAGAAGGCAGGCAGCACACAGAGGGCUACAGGUACCUCAUGCAGUUCAAGGGUAGCCUAAAUUAAUGCUUUGCUGCCUCUGUAGAUGUGAACUCUAAAGCUGCUUUUACUACCCCAAGUGCAGAAUUGUUAGGUCUUCACAAUUUUUUUGAGUAAGCUAAGGAGCUGUGAGAAGGGAGUUCACAGAGGUCCUUCACUCUAAGCCCAUAAUACAUUUGCCCUCUAAAACCAUAUUAACAUCUUUUACUAAUAAAGAAAUCCUAGCCCACAUCUUUCACAGUUGUCACUCUUUUCAGAGCCCCCCAGGAGCAGUUGUGUGGCAGUGUAGUAAGCUGGCUGACAACUGGCAAGAAUGCUGGAUUAUACACAUUAUAUACAUGUGCUGCCAAAUGGAAAUGGGUGGCAUAGACAGUCAGAAUUGCUGCUGUCUCAUCUUUAAGUAGUAAAACUACACCCUACUCAGCUGGCAAUAAUAAUAAUAUUGAUAUCCAGCAAUAUACCUGUGACACUAAGCUAUCCCUGUUUAAAAACGGAGUAGAAAAUUCAAGUACCAAAAUAAAAGUUUCUAACUGACAGGAUAAAGCAACACCCUCAAUUUAAGAAAACUGAGUGUAAUAGACUGGCUUAUUCACUAGAAAUAACACUAGAGAUGCCAAAGCUCAGUUACCACUGCAUGUUGGAAUGUUACUGCUAAAUUUCAACUACAGCAAAUUCAUGACAAACAAGUAAUUAAAAAAUGUUGACAUUCAUCAUGAGCAGCAGUUGUGUACUGGCCCCUUAUGAACUGCUUCUGGCUAAGAAGGUCAGCAUGAACCAUCUACAGUGAAUGCCAAGUUGUAUCCUCAGAAAGAUGGACCCUUGCUACACCUGGACUUUCCCACCACUGGUUCCAGUGCAAGCUGUCGUCUCUCAUCUUUCAUGCUCAGGACUUAAGCAUUUGGUCAGCUACUGAGUGCAGAGAAGAGAGCUCAGCCCUUCAAAUACUUACUUCUUAUUUGUACAAAUAAAACUCGGAUAUUACAAAUUAAUAUCCUCUGUUCUGACCCUUUGUCUUUUUUCCUGGCAUAGCACUGUAUCAUCACCACCCCCUCAAAGAGUACCUUUAAAUCUUGGGAAGAUUUAAGAGUAUACAGUUCAAGAUGACCUAUUAAAGAAGGUGAAAAAACCCCUCUCAAUGCCAGGUUAGAGACAUAAUGCAAGAGAGGGAACUUCCAAGAUCAGUGCAUCAGGUGCUGCAAUCACUAUGGGGCUUUAGCAUUUAUCCAUAAACACUCUGUUGAAUCAAUGCAAGCUGGAAUACAAGCCUGCAAAUCUACCACAGAACCAGUCAGAUUAUAUCACUAAAGGCAAAUAAAGCUGUUCCACACAAUUUGAGUGGAGACACCCCUUAUGAGGGCAGCAUUCAACUGUUUCCUAAAUUAUCUGACUGACAAUUAAGCAACAUUAACUGCAAAAAAUAUUCUAGCUGUAUUUUCAGGAAGCUGAACAAAGCAUCUCUUCCACACCAGUACAAGUCAUGAACAUCUUCAUAGUUCAUUCUGGCAAAGUGUGUAACAAAACAGUACCAGCACAGGUAGUUUCAGAGCCUAGAUGCUUCAAACACACUGUGGCAGGACUUGGAAGGAUCACUCAGCAUUUAUCGGCUCAGAAGUUCAGUCCCUGCAGACCAAGUGUGGAACUAAAAGGGCAUUUUCACAGGUGUGGAUCAGAAAAGGGAGGAAAUGACAACAGAGGCCUCAAAUCUAUGCCUCUUCCUGAACUCAACAAGCUUUCAGAUAGCAUUCAGACAGAGGAAGAGAGGCAGCUGGGAUGCAAACAGUUCACGCCUUGUCCAAGCAAACUGGUGUUCUGCAUAUUGGCUCUUUUCCCUGUCAGUUCAUUCCUGAAUACAAUGGAUGUGGAUCAAUACCUCAGUACCUGAUAAUCAUGUAAGCCACAAAAGGAAAUCUUGUUUUAAUUCUGCAUACUUGACUUUGAUUUUUUCUGCUUGACUACUUAACCAAUGUGCAGCUAGUGAUGAAUAUGCAUCUCUGUCACUGGUUAAGAAAGACAAAGUGAAAAAAACCUCAGACCAAUGUACUGACCAGUGUAAAGAUGACUCAGAUUUAAAAACUGUAAAGGGUGGAUUAAAUAGUUUGCCAAUAAAAAGAAUUAUUUGAAGCCAACUGUUUUUCAAAUUCAGUUUCAAGUGUGUACAGCAAAUCCUUGUAAAGCUUUUAAAAACAUAAAUUGGCAUUUUGAUACGUAUGACAUUCUAGUUCUUAGGAGAGAGAACCAAGAACUCACUGAAAAGAUGUUUUGGCUUAUUCAACAGUUCCUUGAGUAAACAUUGCAGAACUACCACUAUAAUCUGAAUACCUAAGAUGCUGGCACGAUUCAAUAACUACCCAUUUUACAAAUCUGGUAUAAAAAAGAAAUUUAUGUAGUAAUACCAAUUCAGCACAUAAACUCCAUGCUUCACAAGUUCUGCUGCUGUGCAAGAGUCUUCCUAGCAUCUAUGCAGCUAAGUUCAGAUUUUUAGGUCACUGCAUGCCCAGAUCAAAACAGCAGCAAAAUAUCUACCACUACAAGCAGCUAUACCCAAUUGUGCCUUUAGAAUGAAAACUAUGCAGAAGUUGAGAUGAUCAGUGCCUGGCCACUGAGACAGGACCACACACAAACCUCAGUGUGCGCACCUCGUAAAGAGUAACGUUACUUAUUGAACAAGAACAAUGCAUUCAGGUUCUGAUACAGAUAUGAUACAAUCAAGACAGAUUAAAGUCACCAGACAUUCAGAUUAGGGAGAGGAGAAAAAUCCUUCAAUGACAAUGCACAGAUGACAAGCCAGCAUUACAAAGAACUCUAAAGGCACAUUUCAGGUAACAUGUUUCUGUUAAGACCAACCGCUUACACACGCAGGCACAAAUCUUAAUGGCUACCUCCCCCCGACCCCCAACAAUUAAAAAAAAAAAAUUAAAAGAGAAGUGCAUUUUCAGUAAUAUUAACACCAUUCAGUUAAUCUGUUCAGUCCAAAUGUUUAGCAGUAUUUUCCUUAUGGUGAUAUGAGUUCUCUGCACUACUCCAAUCCAAAAAUAA
Molecule: messenger RNA, 22095 nt
Organism: Prinia subflava (tawny-flanked prinia)
Lineage: Eukaryota; Metazoa; Chordata; Aves; Passeriformes; Cisticolidae
Gene: RREB1
Product: ras responsive element binding protein 1
Exons: 12
Coding region: 1012-6084 (1690 amino acids)
Biological process (GO): regulation of transcription by RNA polymerase II
Cellular component (GO): nucleus
Molecular function (GO): RNA polymerase II cis-regulatory region sequence-specific DNA binding; DNA-binding transcription activator activity, RNA polymerase II-specific
Source: RefSeq, a predicted model, not a curated record